AUGUCCGAAAAGGAGCGGCAGUCCGGCGAGCAGGAGCGCUUGGGUGCCACCAGCAACUCCUCUGAGCCAGUGCUGCCCACGGUCAAUCCAGCGACUGAAAAGCCAGCCGCGCCAUCCAACGACCUGCACCCGGCAAUCUACAUCGCUACGUGGAUCUCGCUCUCGUCGUCCAUCAUCAUCUUCAACAAAUGGAUUCUCGAUACUGCGGGGUUCCGCUUCCCCAUUGUCCUCACUACCUGGCAUUUGGCGUUUGCGACGCUCAUGACCCAGAUCCUGGCCCGCUUCACCACGGUGUUGGAUUCGCGGAAGAAGGUGCCCAUGACGGGCAAGAUCUAUCUGCGCGCCAUUGUGCCAAUCGGCUUGAUGUUCAGUCUGUCAUUGAUCUGUGGAAACCUGACAUAUCUCUACUUGAGCGUGUCGUUCAUCCAGAUGCUUAAGGCCACGACCCCCGUUGCGGUUCUCAUUGCCUCCUGGAUCUUCGGUGUCGCGCCGGUCAACAUGAAGACCCUCGGGAACGUCUCCUUUAUUGUUAUUGGAGUGAUGAUUGCGUCCUACGGCGAGCUGCAGUUCGUGCUCAUCGGCUUUCUCUACCAGCUGGGAGGAAUCGUGUUCGAGGCAACCCGUCUCGUCAUGGUGCAGCGCCUCCUCUCCUCUGCCGAGUUCAAGAUGGACCCUCUGGUCUCUCUUUACUACUUUGCUCCAGCUUGCGCCAUUAUGAAUGGAUUAGUUUCUCUUUUCGCGGAGAUUCCCCGCAUGACCCUCCAGGAUGUUGCCAACGUUGGAUACUUCACACUGCUGGUCAACGCGAUGAUUGCAUUCCUGUUGAACGUGUCGGUCGUCUUCCUGAUCGGCAAGACCUCCUCUCUCGUCAUGACCCUUUCCGGGGUGCUGAAAGAUAUCCUCCUCGUCCUCGCGUCCAUGGUCAUCUUCCAGGACCCUGUUUCCCCGCUCCAGUUCUUCGGAUACUCCAUCGCACUUGGUGGCCUGGUCUACUACAAGCUCGGUGCAGAUAAGCUGAAGGAGAAUCUGGGAGGCGCGCAGCGUGCUUGGGCAGAAUACGGUGCGAAUCACCCGGCCGCACGCAAAGUCAUCAUCUUCRGAGGUGUCCUAUUCACCAUUUUCCUGCUAUUGGGAGGUAUUGCGAGCAGUGGCUACGUUCCGGACAACAUCACAGAUGCCGCUGGAAAGCAGUUUGGAUCUUGGACUGGUACCGGCGGUUCGUAG
Ramularia collo-cygni is the source of this 1224-nucleotide messenger RNA. RefSeq names its product probable DUF250 domain membrane protein. Gene Ontology annotation, cellular component: Golgi apparatus; endosome; trans-Golgi network. Gene Ontology annotation, molecular function: antiporter activity. Lineage: Eukaryota; Fungi; Ascomycota; Dothideomycetes; Mycosphaerellales; Mycosphaerellaceae. The record is from RefSeq and is a predicted model, not a curated record. Bases 1 to 1224 code for a protein of 407 amino acids. The transcript is spliced from 3 exons.